GUCAUCGAGUACUACACGGGCUGGAUGGACUUCUGGGGUUACGCGCACAACAGCAAAACGAAGGACGCCAUUCUCGAUCCCUUCAAGGUCAUGAUGACUCACAACGCAUCCGUGACCUUCUACAUGUUCGUAGGUGGCACCAAUUUCGGGUUCAAGUCGGCGAAAACCAAUACUUACCCCCUCACGACCAGCUACGACUACGGAGCACCCGUCGCCGAAGACGGCGACAUGAGGUCCAUCUACUACGACAUACGGAACCUGACGACCACCUACCUGGGUCACGUACCCAGCGGGGACAUGCCUCAAAACCAGACCAAGCUUAACGUGGGCACCGUUCAACUCGACGAACAUAUUUCCCUGGAAGAAGUGAUGGACCACUUUCGCAACAAGGAGUGGCUCGAACAAAAGCAGUCAGUCGACCCGUUGACGUUCGAGGCAAUGAGACACGCCUAUGGCUUCCUGAUUUAUAGGACUACAGUCAACGUGGUCACCGAGGGUACAGCGCUGCUUAAGCUGUCGACUCUACGCGACCGGGCUUACGUUCGCGCCGGAGGCAAGCAGUUUAUAUUUUACAAUCAUGCCGUCAGUUUUGCGAGCACGAAAUUAUCGGACACGAUUCCCGUGAAGAAAGGAGACAACCUCUCCAUUCUCGUGGAGAACUUGGGAAGGGAGUGCUACGGCGUCAUGAACCACGACGCGAAGGGGCUUACCGAGGCCUACCUGAGCGGACAAGAACUCAAGAACUGGACUAUUGAGGCCGUUCCCAUCAACAAGAAUCGAGACAUCAGCGAGCUCCUGCGCAUCGUUAGAAGACAGGGAGACGGAAGCGUUCCCGGUUUCUUCCACGGGACGUUCACUCUGAAAGAAGGACAGAAUUCUUCCGACACAUUCCUGAACCCGACAGGAUGGAUCAAGGGAUUUGCCUUUAUCAACGGUUUCAACCUGGGCCGCUAUUGGCCUCCUGCGGGACCGCAGGUGACGCUGUACGUGCCAGCCCCGUACAUGAGACCCUACCCAGAAGAGAACCGGCUGCUACUCUUCGAGACCGAAGGAGCGCCAGCGAACCGUACUGUCAUGUUGGUUGACAAACCAUUUCUGGACGACGACAUCGAUCACCCGAGGUCCUGA
This is a messenger RNA of Dermacentor silvarum, 1128 nucleotides long. Its product is annotated as beta-galactosidase-1-like protein. Gene Ontology annotation, molecular function: beta-galactosidase activity. Gene Ontology annotation, biological process: carbohydrate metabolic process. Gene Ontology annotation, cellular component: vacuole. The transcript is spliced from 3 exons. The record is from RefSeq and is a predicted model, not a curated record. Bases 25 to 1128 code for a protein of 367 amino acids. NCBI's taxonomy places the organism in Eukaryota, Metazoa, Arthropoda, Arachnida, Ixodida, Ixodidae.